Messenger RNA from Trichosporon asahii var. asahii CBS 2479, 837 nucleotides. RefSeq lists its product as uncharacterized. NCBI's taxonomy places the organism in Eukaryota, Fungi, Basidiomycota, Tremellomycetes, Trichosporonales, Trichosporonaceae. The transcript is spliced from 4 exons. Gene Ontology annotation, molecular function: calcium ion binding. The record is from RefSeq and is a predicted model, not a curated record. Gene Ontology annotation, cellular component: extracellular exosome; endoplasmic reticulum-Golgi intermediate compartment. Bases 1 to 837 code for a protein of 278 amino acids.
AUGGCCUUCAUCGCUCCCCUUCUGCUGGCCACGAUGGCACUCGCCCACGGCGGCCACGGCCACGACGGCAACGACCCGCACGCCGCCGCCGCCAACGACGAUUCGCUCGGAUACGCUCAGCGGCACUUUGACCUCCCCGCCUUCUUCAAGCUGCACGACCUUGACUCGGACGGCUUCUGGACGACCGAGGAGAUCGCUGCGCUCUAUGGUCUCCGACACCACUCCGUUACUGGCGAGGAGAAGAAGAUCCCCGAGGGGCUUGAGGAGCAGAUCGUUUCCGCUGUCCUCGCCAAGCUGGACAAGAACGGCGACUCCAAGAUCUCACUCAAGGAGUACGUCGCCGGCGGUGUCGACGGUCUCCCGACGAUUGGCGAUUUCAAGCACCUCGGCCACCACUACGACGAGGAGUCGGAGUACUUCCUUCACCACGAGGAGCUCUACCACAACACCCCCGAGACUCAGACCGACGAGUCGUACACCCACCCGGAGGACAUUGAGCACUUCAAGUACCAUGAGAAGAUUGAAGCCGAGGAGGACGCGCGCGAGCGUCUCUUCGAGGGUCUCGCCCCGGACGCGGACCUGGACCAGGACCACGCGGCGCAGGACCCGCUUGACGCGCACGCCCACGCGGCCGGCGACGGCCCGAAACCCGACUCGGACGAGCAGAAGGCGCACCGGCUGGUCAAGGGCAAGCUCGGCGCUGGAUCGCCUAACCGACUCAUCGCUGAGGCUGCUGGCGGACGGCCGAAGCACAGGCACUCGGACGCUGAGCGGGCCCGGAAGGAUGCGCCGUGGAAGUACAGGAUGAGGGCGGGGCUGAGGAGCGAUGAGUUCUAA